Messenger RNA from Trichosporon asahii var. asahii CBS 2479, 1407 nucleotides. RefSeq names its product fumarate hydratase. NCBI's taxonomy places the organism in Eukaryota, Fungi, Basidiomycota, Tremellomycetes, Trichosporonales, Trichosporonaceae. Bases 1 to 1407 code for a protein of 468 amino acids. Gene Ontology annotation, biological process: fumarate metabolic process; malate metabolic process; tricarboxylic acid cycle. The transcript has 4 exons. The record is from RefSeq and is a predicted model, not a curated record. Gene Ontology annotation, cellular component: mitochondrion; tricarboxylic acid cycle heteromeric enzyme complex. Gene Ontology annotation, molecular function: fumarate hydratase activity.
AUGGCUGAGCAGAAGUACCGCACUGAGUCGGACACCUUCGGUCCCCUCCAGGUCCCCGCCGACAAGUACUGGGGUGCCCAGACCCAGCGUUCGCUCCAGAACUUCAAGAUCGGUGGCCCCGCUGAGCGCAUGCCCGAGCCCCUGAUCAAGGCCUUCGGUACCGUCAAGAAGGCUGCUGCCCACGUUAACGAGACCUACGGCCUCGACCCCAAGAUCGCCGGCGCCAUCUCGCAGGCCGCCGACGAGGUCAUCUCUGGCAAGCUCAUUGACAACUUCCCCCUUGUCGUCUUCCAGACUGGCUCUGGCACCCAGACCAACAUGAACACCAACGAGGUCAUCUCGAACCGCGCCAUCGAGCUCCUCGGCGGUGAGAUCGGCUCCAAGAAGCCCGUCCACCCCAACGACCACGUCAACAUGUCGCAGUCGUCCAACGACACUUUCCCCACUGCCAUGCACGUCGCCGCCGUCGUUGAGAUCCGCUCCAAGCUCAUCCCCGCCCUCCAGACCCUCCGUGACGCCCUUGACGCCAAGGCCAAGGAGUUCAAGGACAUUGUCAAGAUCGGCCGUACCCACCUCCAGGACGCCACCCCCCUCACUCUCGGCCAGGAGUUCUCCGGCUACGUUACCCAGCUUGACCGCGGCAUCGAGCGUGUCGAGAACACCCUCAAGCACCUCUCCCAGCUCGCCCAGGGUGGAACCGCUGUCGGAACUGGCCUGAACACCAAGGAGGGCUUCGACGUCAAGGUCGCCGAGGAGAUCUCCAAGAUCACCGGCUACCCCUUCGAGACCAACCCCAACAAGUUUGAGGGUCUUGCCGCCCACGACGCCAUCGUCGAGGCCUCUGGCGCCCUCAACGUCGUCGCCGUCUCGCUCAUGAAGAUCGCCAACGACAUCCGUUACCUCGGCUCCGGCCCCCGCUGCGGUCUUGGUGAGCUCUCGCUUCCCGAGAACGAGCCCGGAUCGUCGAUCAUGCCCGGCAAGGUCAACCCCACCCAGUGCGAGGCCCUCACCAUGGUCGCUGCUCAGGUCAUGGGCAACAACACCACCAUCUCGGUUGCCGGCUCCUACGGCCAGUUCGAGCUUAACGUCUUCAAGCCCGUCCUCAUUGCCAACCUCCUCCGCUCCAUCCGUCUCCUCACCGACGGCGCCAACUCGUUCACCGAGCACUGCGUUGUCGGCAUUGAGGCCAACAAGGACCGCAUCAACGCCCUCCUUAACGAGUCUCUUAUGUUGGUGACGUGCCUUAACAGCACCAUCGGUUAUGACAACGCCGCCAAGAUCGCCAAGAACGCGCACAAGAAGGGCAUCACCCUCCGCGAGUCGGCCCUCGAGUCCGGCCUCAUCUCCGCCGAGCAGUUCGACAAGGUCGUCCGCCCCGAGCUCAUGCUCGGCCCCACCAAGGCCUAA